Messenger RNA from Camellia sinensis, 1035 nucleotides. RefSeq lists its product as uncharacterized. Gene Ontology annotation, molecular function: ribonucleoside triphosphate phosphatase activity. The record is from RefSeq and is a predicted model, not a curated record. NCBI's taxonomy places the organism in Eukaryota, Viridiplantae, Streptophyta, Magnoliopsida, Ericales, Theaceae.
GGGUAAAAAACUUCAAUCGGCUCACGCUCACGCUCGCUCCCGCUCCGGCUUCGUGCAACUAAGGUCGAAAAGCUUCACAAUCACAUACCACCAGAGAGAGGAGAGAGAGAGAGAGAGAGAGAGAGAGAAGGGAAUGGCAGCUGCCGGAAAAUGCAUCCUUGUUACAGGCCCUCCUGCUGUGGGUAAAACAACUCUGAUCAUUAAAGUUCUGGAGACCCUUAAAACUUCUCACCCUAACUUCAAGGUUCAGGGUUUCUACACUCGUGAGAUUAGGCAAGGAAGUGAGAGGGUUGGGUUUGAAGUGGUUACUUUAGAUGGUCGUAGAGGGCCCCUUGCUUCCACCACCAAUUCAAGCCCAGAGUCUUUUAAAUGGCCCACUGUGGGGAGGUACAAAGUGGAUGUAUCAUCAUUUGAGUUAGUAGCAUUGCCUGAGUUGCAGGUCAAGGAAGAUACCGAUCUCUUCAUCAUUGAUGAAAUUGGUAAGAUGGAGCUCUACAGUUCUUCAUUCUUUCCUGCAGUACUAGACAUUCUGGAAUCUAACAUCCCGCUCUUAGCUUCCAUUCCCAUUCCAAAAGGUGGUCGAGAUAUACCUGGAGUUGCGAGGUUGAGAAAUCAUCCAGGGGCAACCAUUUUCACGCUGAACACCGGCAACAGGGAUGCUAUUAAGGAACAAAUUUACUCCCAAUUAGUGAACUUGUUGCAAAAACAUUAGAUGUUACUUCUACAUAGCACACCGUUGUCUUUUGCUAUGCACAAACAGGUUCUUGUACUGGAUAAGUAACUGCUACAAAAUUUCUUUGCUUGAUAGAAGUUUAAUAAGUUCUCAGCACAUUUUGUGUCCAUUUCUUUUGGUAUUUACAAUUUCUGGUCUUUUUCUCAUGUUUUGUAUGCGGGGGUGGAAAUCCGCACUGGUGUGAACAUCAUGUACUGGGACUGUCCUUUAACGGAUAUCCAGUAAAUUUGAUUUUUUUUCACUAUAAAUAAGCAUCAUGGAUUGUAAUUUAAAUUGGAUUUGGAUAGUUGGCUGAUUAUGUC